Molecule: messenger RNA, 1902 nt
Organism: Torulaspora delbrueckii
Lineage: Eukaryota; Fungi; Ascomycota; Saccharomycetes; Saccharomycetales; Saccharomycetaceae
Gene: KEL3
Product: Kel3p
Exons: 1
Coding region: 1-1902 (633 amino acids)
Molecular function (GO): protein binding
Source: RefSeq, a predicted model, not a curated record
AUGGCCAAGAAGAACAAGAAGGAUAAGGAGGCCAAGAAAGCUCGUGCCGAAUUGAAGUCGAAGAAGAGCCAAGGUAAGGCAGCUGAGAAGGAAAAGAAGAAAUCGAAGAAACUGCUAGGUGCUGAAGAAGAUGAUGAUUUGGAUAUCGAGCAAGUGCUAGCAAAUUUUAAGAAAGAACAAGAGCAGUUUGAGAAAGUUGUUGUCGAGAAUAUCGAAAGGCCAUCUAGGAGAAUAAAUCCAUCUAUGAUCGCUAAUCCAAUUCAUGGUAAAAGUGAACUAAUAAUGUUUGGUGGUGAACACACUAUACAAUCGACAUCCACAACCCAUUUUUUUAAUGAUUUGGUUGUCUUUUCCCCGGACAACGAGCAAUGGAAGAGAAUCUCAUCUCAAAACUCCCCAAUGCCCAGAUCAUCGGCAGCCAUGGUUGGUCACCCCAGUGGUGUAGCUCUGUUGCACGGUGGUGAAUUUUCUUCGCCUAAGCAGAAUACGUUUUACCAUUAUUCAGAUACUUGGCUACUGGACUGUGCAACUAAAGAAUGGACCAAGAUUGAGCAGAAAAAUGGACCUUCCGCUCGGUCAGGUCACCGUAUGGCUGUUUGGAAAAACUUCAUCAUAUUGCAUGGGGGGUUUCGAGACCUUGGUACUUCGACCACUUAUUUGAAUGAUUGCUGGCUGUUCGAUAUUACAACUUACAAGUGGAAACAAGUUGAGUUCCCUCAAAACCACCCUGUUCCAGAUGCACGGUCAGGCCACUCUCUGAUUGCCGACCAAGAAGGAGCGAUCUUAUGGGGUGGAUAUUGUAAAGUAAAAGCCGGUAAGGGUUUGCAGAAGGGGAAGAUUCUUACUGAUUGUUGGUACUUGAAGAUGAGUUCCAAUACCAGUGCAAUCAGAUGGGACAGAAAGAAGAGACAGGGGUUCCAACCUUCUCCUAGAGUUGGUUGCUCUAUGGUUCCACAUAAGGGAAGAGGUGUUUUAUUUGGCGGUGUUUACGACUUUGAAGAGACCGAAGAGAGCCUGGAGUCAAACUUUUAUAACGACGUCUUCACUUAUCAAAUCAACAUGAAUAGAUGGUACUCAUUAUCAUUGAGACCCCAGAGAAAGAAACAAGUCAAGUUGAAUAAUAGGAGUACAAAGGACCAGGAGAAAGAAUUAGAAGAUUUACUGAAUAAGAUUCUUCGAAAUGCCCAGUUAGAUGAUCAAGGGGAGGAAGAGGAGAUCGAUGCUGCAGAAGAGAGCACAGCAGUUGAGGAAGAUUCAGAUGAAUCAGAAAGUCUCGACAAAGAACAUGUUAUUAUGAAUGAACUACCACAUCCAAGAUUCAACGCGGCCACUGCAGUAGUUGACGAUACGCUAUUCAUUUUUGGUGGUGUGUGGGAAUUCGGUGAGAAGGAUUAUUCUAUUGACUCAUUCUACGGUAUCGAUCUCAACAAAGCUGAUGGGGUCACCGUAUACUGGGAAGAUUUAACUGCCUUAGAAAACGCCAAGGAUGAAGACGAUUCCGACGAGGAUGAAGGCGAAGAAGACGACGAUGAUGAGGAAGAUAGUGAAGAAGAACAGGUUGACCAAAAGCUGGUCGCCGAAGAUGAGGACGAAGAGGAAGAAGAGUUUGAAGAAGAGGAAAUGGAGAUCCCAGAUCCACGCCCAUGGCUCCCACACCCCAAGGCCUUCGAGUCACUACGUUCCUUCUACGUUCGUACUGGUGCUACCUUCCUCGAAUGGGCCAUCUCGAACAACAGACAUGUUAAGGGCAAACAUUUGAAAACGAAGUCCUUCGAGAUCUGUGAGAGUCGUUGGUGGGAGAGAAGAGACCAAGUCAGACUCGAGGAAGACAAGCUAGAAGAGUUGGGAGGUGUCGGUGAAAUUAUCGAAAGAGAUACGACAAAGACCAAAAAGAGAAGAUAA